Molecule: messenger RNA, 1002 nt
Organism: Plenodomus lingam JN3
Lineage: Eukaryota; Fungi; Ascomycota; Dothideomycetes; Pleosporales; Leptosphaeriaceae
Source: RefSeq, a predicted model, not a curated record
AUGCGUUCUUUCGCUACUUUGGCCUGCCUGGCUGUCCCACUGUUCGGGACCGUCUUCGCCGAGGCCCCAGCCCCUGUCUCCAAGGUGGAUGCCAUCUACGCCAGCGCACAUGAGGCAUUCCAGGACCUUCUCAAUGCGCUGCCAGAGGACUCGCUACAUGCAGCAUUGGACAGCCUGGAACACUUCAAGACGGGCGUGUUCGAGUCGUAUCAUCACGGCGUCGAACACGUGCACGAUAAGAACCCAGCCCUUGCCACAAAGCUCAUUGUUGCCGCUGUACGUGACCUGCAAAAGAGACAAACUCCCUCAAAUGGCACCAACACGGAGACAACGGCUCAACCUCCUGCCCCAAGCACUCUGCCUCCACCAGAGAGCACCCAGGCGUCGCCCACCCCGCAAAUUACACCAUCUCAGCAACCUCCGGCGAGCACUGAAGCAUCACCACCACCAGCUCCCACAGUGACGAGCAGCACUGGACGCGCCGUCAUCAUUCCCGUGGAAAACACCAUCACUACCGGUGGCUCUACUGUUGUGCAAACAACUGAAAUCCUCAGCGAAGUCACCGCCUCCGUCCCUGUGACCGUCGUCCGCACCAACGAACAAGGCUCCACGGUGACAACCACCGAGAACCGCCCUGCCAUCAUCAUGACCACCACUGACUCUGCCGGCCGUACUCAAGUCACUACUUCUGCUGGCAACUUGGCCCCGACUGCUGGCGAAAUCGUCACGGCGACGAAUCAGCAGGGUUCCACGUUCCUGACCACGUACACGCCUACGGCUGGCAAAGUCAGCAGCGUCAAGUUGGUCACCACUACGGGCCAAGACGGGCAACCCAUGACGUUGACGAGCUAUGCGUACGUGGACCCGGCACAGCCGACGCAGACGCAGGGCUCUAGGCCAGAUGAAACACGGUCGGGUCAACCGGGACUGCAGACUGCUGCUGCCGCUAGAAACAUGGCUGGUCUUGCCGCCGUUGGUGGAGCACUAGCUUUGUUCCUCUGA